AUGUUGAUGCUGAGCCUGGAACCUCUGGCAUCUGACGAAGUUAAAUACAUGGGGAGUGAUAACAGUACAAGUGAUGACCAUUUUUUCGAUGAUGGAGAUGAACAGCCCACUGAAGAAAAUAAUGUCCCAUCCCAAAAAGUGGAGAAAUCAACGGGAAAGUAUGUAGUUGCACAAUUUGAGCAAAGCUAUUUUCCAGGUCAAAUUACUAAUGUCUCGAGGGUAGGAGCAACCGUAAAUGUGAUGGGACCUGCUGGAAAACAAUGGAAGUGGCCUCUUAAGAAGGACGAGAUAUUUUAUAGGAACGAUGAAAUUGUUAUGUGCAUAAACGCUCCAAUCCAGCGUGGAAAGCGAGCCUUAUUUGACGUUCCAGAAUUGAAAGACAUUCUCGAAUCACAAUAA
This is a messenger RNA of Acanthoscelides obtectus, 399 nucleotides long. The record is from the annotation of a GenBank genome assembly. Lineage: Eukaryota; Metazoa; Arthropoda; Insecta; Coleoptera; Chrysomelidae.